Molecule: messenger RNA, 2503 nt
Organism: Alternaria rosae
Lineage: Eukaryota; Fungi; Ascomycota; Dothideomycetes; Pleosporales; Pleosporaceae
Exons: 4
Coding region: 95-2281 (728 amino acids)
Biological process (GO): DNA-templated transcription; positive regulation of transcription by RNA polymerase II
Molecular function (GO): DNA-binding transcription factor activity, RNA polymerase II-specific; sequence-specific DNA binding; zinc ion binding
Source: RefSeq, a predicted model, not a curated record
GCCGAUCUCCUCGUACUCCACAUCUCGCUCCCACACACCGACCCUCGGAUAUGGGCACCGAGUUUCCCACGUGCGUAAGGGCACAAUCCUAGCCAUGCAAGCGUGCGACCACUGUCAUGAGAGGAAGGUCCGAUGCGAUAAGCUUCUCCCAUGCCGACGAUGCAGCCUCAGUGGAUCGGAGUGUCGCUACACGGAUCGGACAAAAGCACGCACCUAUAGCCAGGCCCACGUAGACACGCUUGAACGCAGAAUCAAGCGCUUAGAAGUUCAGAAUAGGACUCUUGCGCAACAAAAUAGGGCGGAUCCAGUAUCCUCGACAGGACAAAAUUCUACCCCCAUUGUCCAAAGUAAUCACCCCAGGAACGACAGUGGCACUUCGCAGCAUCAUACAUCUACCGAUGUUGCGGGUGAAGUAUCAUACCUAUCGAUUAAUGCGUCCGGAGAAAGGAACUAUCUGGGAUCCUCAAGCGGCAUUCUACUCGCGAACUUCAUCAGAGCCAAUGUGGACGUUGAAACUUCAACGCGGUCCACAACACCACUUGCUGACGAUGAUGCUACAAACGCGACAGCUUCGGCUACUGAGUUUGCUCGCGACUUACCAUCCGAACAGAUAGCGAGAAGACUUGUACUAUCCUAUCUCAACCAUGACCACUUACGCUAUCCUGUGGUCCUCCCUGCUACUCUCGGAGCGAUGCUUUCGGAAACAUACAGCUCGAAUGCGACUUCCUUUACGCGCUCCGCAAGCGAAACCUUCAUUUUUGACAUGGUUCUUGCUAUCGCGACAGCCAGUAUCUGCCGGUCCGAUUGGCAAGGGCUACCAAGUGCCCAUACUCAUUACACACGGGCGAUGAAGCGAGCAUCGACAGUCUUGGAGAAAGGCGGACUCGGUGCACUUCAGGCAGUUAUCCUCUUGACUCAGUAUCGCAUGAGCAGUUCCAUGCAAGACACCUCAGCCAGCAUGUGGCAUUUGGUAGGAGUGGGGAGCAGAAUUGCUCUAGAACUCGGUCUUCACUGUGAAACUGCAUAUCCUUAUAAACCAUCGGAUGGUUCUAAUUCAGUCCCGAGUGUCAAUCUUGUCCAGCAGGAAGUUUCCAGGCUUUGCUUUUGGAGCAUUGUGGCCAUGGACAGAAUAGUCAGCAAUAUACUAGGCAGACCCCUCGCGAUUCGCAAUGACGACGUGGACACGGCACUACCAUCUGACCUAUGCGACGAGAUCCUGCUUUCUGGUGUCGAGACGCCCAUGGCCGAGCACCUAGUCAAAUGCCGCCGCAUUGCGAUCUUUGUUCAGAUCAUCAGGUAUCGCCUACUAUGUGGUGACAUCAUCGAGACUCUGCACAAUCAACGUCGAAAAGACCAGUCACAUGAUGAGCUCCGCCACCGCAGAGAUCAAUUCGUAGCCGACCUUAAUGUUUGGCGGCUGAAUGCCAAAGGAGUCGCUCUUUCGGGCUCUGUGGACGACGCGAGGUCUUCAUCCUGCUUCACAUCCUCUAUCUGGUUUGAGAUGAUAUAUCAUAACGCAGUGCUAAUGCUUCAUCGGCCAUCCCCGACAUUGGACACAUCAAGAGACUCAGCCGCCGUACAAGCGAUCUUCACCUCGUCUAAAGCUUCCAUAUCCUCGUAUGCCAGUCUCCAUCGUAUUGGGCUCUUGAAUCACAGUUGGCUUUCACUGCAAGCUUUGUUCAUGGCAGGCUUGUCAUAUGUGUACGCUGUAACGAUGCACUACCAAGCCAGCCGUCGACAGCAGGGUCACCAACCAAGCGGGCUGCUGAUCAAGAACCCAAGCACCAUGGAAGUGAUCAGCGACACACGAACGUGCUCAAACGUCCUUGUAGCGGUCUCGGAAAGAUGGAAGUCGUUACAACGCUGCGUUGAUGUCUUCAACAGGCUGAGUGAUGCUAUCCUGAUUGACGUCAUUAAAUUCAGUACACAGCCUGUCGCCGCCACCCAUUCCUCUACCAACAACACAGAAGACGGCGACCAGCAGUACAGCGACAGGUCUGAUCCCGCGGUCGAUACACACUCGAACGGGUUGGUUCAGCCUCAAUGGAACCAUGCAACAUAUCUUCCGCCUGAGGGAACCGAUCAAAUGGUGUCCAACCUAUCACCACUGGCUAUCGAGAAUGAAUUCAAGGGCUCGGCAUUUGAUCUGCAACAAAUGUACGACCUACAGCAAGUCGAUAUGUCUGUAUAUCGAUUUUCUCAGGCUUGGUUCGACAGCGUCGAUCUGUACGGUGGUAUGGGGCCGCAGCUUAACGACAUGACAAUGAAUACACAUCUUUGAUGUUGGCAUGCUUUCACCGCUGCCAAAUCUAGCUUCAAUCGAGGCUGCCCGCUCUUGCGCGCAUCGAAGCAAUUGACUGACAGUUUUGUGAGUGCCGAAAGUCGGUCGUAACAAUGAAUCGGGGUAUCGACACCACAUUCGUAACGGGCCUGUCACGUUUGCGUCUCUCGGAAGAUCCGUUUGCUGCAGGAUAGUCAAAUGGGCGCUCUUCGGUGUGGGCAC